AUGUGUCUGCCCGUCAAGUACUGCACCUCGCGCUCGCGCAGCCUGCGCCAGGCGCUGGGGAUCCCCUUCUCCGAGAAGCCCGGGGUCAAUGUCCCGCCGGCCACCAAGCCCGGGAAGAAGAGCCGCGCGCGCAAGCGCGCCCCGCAGGCCCUGGCCGCGCUGACGCCGAUCGCCCGGGUCGAGCGGACCCUGCUGCUGUUCUUCUUCCAGACCGAGCGCUGCUGGGCCUCGGCCAUGAACUUCUUCGACCUCGGCGGGUCGGCCGGCGACUUGCGCUUCACCCGCCACAUGCGCGCGCAUCUGCUCAAGGCGUCCAAGCACGCGCAGAUGCUGCUCGGCGCGCUGGCCAACGUGUCGACCGUGGCCGAGGACGCCGGGUCCGGCGUGUCCAUCACCCCCCUGACCAAGGCCCAGGUGGCGGCCCAGUUCCACUGGAUCACCGGCUACUACCACUUCCACAUGCGCCAUUGGGGGCAGGCGCUGGAGCAUCUUCCCCUGUGCCGCGAGUAUUACAUCGGGCUGCUGCAGACCCCGAUCGACGAGUCGGUCCGGCACCUGUUUGUGUCGCGGUUGGAGGACAUCGAUGCCAUGCUCCAGCGCUGUUUCUUCCGCCUGCAGAUCCUCCCCCCGUCCAAUGACCGGGCCGCCGCGCAGGCCGACUACGCCAAGCGCCUGGCCGAAAUGGUGGCCGCCUCCGACCAGCCGACCUACUUCCUGACGCCGGACGAGAUCAGCACCGCCGGGACGGUGGCCGAGGCGGCCGCGCGCGCGCGGUCCGCCGGUGCACACGGCCUCUCCAAGAAGCGCCGGCUCCUCGAGCAGACCGGCCUGCCGGAGGAGCUGCUGCCGGUGCUGCCGUGCGCCAAGCGUGCCAAGGCCCGGCAGAGCGCCAUCCAGGCGGCUUGCGACGCGGUGGCCUCCGGCGGGCAGCUGGAGCAUGUCCCCACCUCGGCGGCCCUGGGCCUGGCCGAGGUGCCGCUCAUCUUCUUCGACAUGGUGCCGGGCUACCUGGCGCUUGGUGGCAUCGACCCGGCGCAGACCGUCGACAAGGUGGCUGGCCGGCCGACCGGGGGCAAUCUGCCGGUGGUCCCGGCGGCGGCUGUGCCCCCGUCCGCGGCCCCGGUGGCCACUUCGGCGCACGCGCCCAUGGAGGUUGUCCGCUCGGAGGAGGAGGAUGACGACGAUUUCGUCGACGCCGAGGAGGGAUCCGACUGGUGA
This is a messenger RNA of Fonticula alba, 1218 nucleotides long. RefSeq lists its product as hypothetical. Lineage: Eukaryota; Rotosphaerida; Fonticulaceae. Gene Ontology annotation, biological process: SRP-dependent cotranslational protein targeting to membrane. Gene Ontology annotation, cellular component: signal recognition particle, endoplasmic reticulum targeting. The record is from RefSeq and is a predicted model, not a curated record. Gene Ontology annotation, molecular function: signal recognition particle binding; 7S RNA binding; endoplasmic reticulum signal sequence receptor activity. The transcript has 6 exons. Bases 1 to 1218 code for a protein of 405 amino acids.